UCUCUGAGCAUAAUGAAUCAUAGUAAAAAUCCUUGAGAAGUGAGGGCUGCUCUGUUGAACGCUCAGAACAAUGAAGUGUGUUGGGUCCUGGCAUGAGUGAGAGGGCACACUGGGCUUCACAUUAACUCUUCAGUUUGGUUUUUGUAAUUGGCUGUGUGGAACAUGCCUGUUGGGUACUGUAUAGCAAACUAGAGCAGCCCCAGGAAAGAGGUGUCAUGUAAGUGGAUGUGUCAUACCUAUUUUCAGUUUUGGAAGACUUUGGGUCCUUGCUUGUCAGCUCUCAGCUAAGUAACAAGGACGCUUUUGCCCUUUCCUCCAUUAGCAGAAAUAGGAUUCCUAAUUCCAUUUACUAUAUGCAGGCUCUUGGGCAAGCCAUUUAACAUAAUCAGUGCCUCGCUUUUCUCAUUUGCUAACAGCACAAACCUAAUUGCUUUGGGUUGCAUUAAAUAAUAAUGUAAAGUGCCUUAAAAGUGUCCAGCAUGCAGUUAGUGCUCGAUAAAUACUUGUCGUCCUCAUAUACCUGAAACAGAACCGUUAUCUAAAUUGCUACUUAGUGUAGCAUCUAAAACUCUUAAUUAAAAUCUGAAGAGUAAUUAGGCUCUCAAAGCAAAUGCGUUAGAAAUGUUAUAUAUCUGUGGGAGGCUUUCCCUCACCCUGCUACAAAGGUCUCCUAUCUAGUUUCAUAUUCCCCUUCAAUGUUACCACUCUGUUCUUCCUGAAGCUGAUCCAUGAUUCUAUCCUAUUGUGCUUAGCCAUGGCACUAGCCCAAAUCUGUUUAGUGGCUUGCCAUCACAUGCCGAAUAAAUCCAAAUUUUCUACCAUGGUCUCCAGGGCUCUCAUGAACUGCCCCUGCCCAAACUUCCAUUCUCUCUUGUCUGGCCUGCCAUGGUCAGUCACACUGGGCCUGCUUAGCCUCAGAUUCACUAACCAUACUCCUCUCCCUGUGCAGCAUUUCUGCUCCCUUCUGGCUUUUCCCCAAAUCGUUACAUGGUUUCCUUCCCCACAGUAUUCAGAUCCCCAAAUGCUAUUUAAAUACAACUCCUGUCAUACUCUGCCCCCAGCAUAGUAGUCAGUACAUUUUCUAUUUAGUUGACUACCUUCCCUAGUAGAAGUAAAACUCCAAGAGUGUAGAUUUUUCACUAUUUACCCAGGCCCUGAAGUAGUGUCUGGCACAUAGAAUGCUUUCAAAGUGUCUAGAGAAUAGUGUUAACAAAACCCCAAUUUGAGAACGUUGUAGUGUCACAUAUUCACUGACAUUGUUUCUUUUAAAAUUCCCUAAGUGACUAAGCUCAGGUCACAUGAAACCCUCUCAUCUUUCCUUCCUGAUGUCCAUUAAUAUUACAUAUCCAAUGACAAGUGCCUCCAGCGAGGGUAUUCCUUCACAUCACCUCACGCUUCCCACCCCAGCCAGUCAAAAAAAAAAAAUUCUAACUUCUCUACAUAUCACACAUUGUCCAAGAUAGAUUCCUCGGCCUCCAGACUCCCUCGCCCUGGUCCCUAUGUCUGUUCUACCUGCUGGGUACUUCUCAUUGCCCUUGUUCUCCUCUGGUUCCAGAUGCCAUCAGCUCUGUCCUGAGUCGCUGCAGCAGCCUCCUCCGGGGCUUUCACCCGGAUAUCCCCAUCCAUCCCACAAUUACUUUAGGAGUUACUGCCAUGUUUCAGAGCUAUGCCCUGGCCCAGGUGCCUGGCCAGACAGGGACAAUUUGACGCUUCUUUCGGGGCCAAGGAUGCAACCCUGACAGCUUUCCGAGGAACUAUUCGGUCUUCUGGGGCUUCUCGUUACCAGAUCAAGCGCUGGUCCCUUGGACUAACCUCCCUGGUCCUCCAGUUCGUAUAGCUUUCUGAGCGUUAUUUCAAAGUAGAGACGAAGGCAAAAUCAGUCCGGGCUGGGCAGCUAGCGUGUGUCUUGGCGCCGAUAGCUGAUUAGGGGUAAGGGGGCACUCCGCAGAGGCUUCUGGGAAACGUAGUUCAGCAUUCAAAGCCACAGCUCCGGAAAGGGACGUGGGGAGGGGGCUGUCUGCGCAGGCGCCGGUCUUCGCCGCUUUGCCUUCUGGGCAGUGGAGUGCUGCAAACCAAAGUGCCGCAUCCCUCAGGCUUGUGGGAGUUGAGCCCCGCGGUUUCCACGGCAACGCGCAAGCGCAGUUUGCAAACUCCAGCUCAUUGUGUACUGACUGCGAUGUGGUGGCUGCGGUCUCUCGCCGCCGGUAGAGGCUCCUGGAAGGGCGACCUAGCGGUGACCAGGCACGGUGGCUAAAGCCGCAAAGGGACAGCGGCAGUGGGUGGUCAGGUCUAGGAAGAAGGGCUGAGGGAAAGCCGAGGAUGUCUGGGUCCUGGUCCAUUCUGGAGGACCCUGAUCUAAUGCUCCAACCUUCCAGAGUGUGUGUCUGAGAUUUUAUUCCAGAUGGAAAAGGGAAGGUCCGACAGGAUCGGGCAUCCUGGGUUUUAGGCUCCUCCGAAUCUGAGUGCCAGUGAGUGGAUGGGGCCAGGGCCUCUAGCGUGUGGUGAAGCAGCAGUCCCGGCACACUCAGGGUGGUCGAAUUACGGCUGAUUCCGAGCCCGCCACAGAGUUUGCCAAGGACUAGGGAGCCGCAGUGCAGCCCUGCAGCACCUCCCUGGGGACCCCACAGAGCAGCAGGGACUCACGUUCACUGCUUCUUGCCGCGCCUUUGACUCCGGGUCACUCAAAUGGCCCUGGAAAGUGAGAAGCGGAGGCUGUAGAAGAGCGUGGCCUGAGUGGCUUCUGCAUCGAGGAUGUAGCCUACUUAGGUCGCGUCUUUUUUUCAGGAGAAAGUCAACUCUCUUUACCCCCUUCCUUUGCAACCCUACGGCUCAGCAGUUCCAGGAGAGACAAUUCCUUAGGACUCCUCAGCAUACUUUAAGGCAAGGACGGAAGCUGGUUACAAAGUAUGAGAACUGGGGCUGGAGCAAGCUUUCUGCAAGUUGAAAUAUUUAAAAUACAGAAGGGAAGACAUGGAGGAUUUGACUACAGGUGUGUGACCGCUUCUAGCCUGCAGAAUCCCGAGCUUGCCACGCUCCUCACUGGCCUCCUCAUCACUGUGCCUGUCCCUAAGAGGAAGCGUCAGAGAAGAGAGAAUGGCUGUGAGCCGCCUACCAACCAUGGUCCAGGACUUGGUGACCUUCAAGGAUGUGGCUGUGCUGUUCACCCAGGAGGAGUGGGGGCAGCUGAGUCCUCCGCAGAGGGCCCUGUACAGGGACGUGAUGCUGGAGAACUACAGCAACCUGGUCUCGCUCGGACUCUUAGGACCCAAACCCAAUAUGUUUUCUCAGCUGGGAAAAGCAGAAGAACGGAUGCCAGAGGUCGCCUCGGGAGGCUUCUCCCUUGACUGGAUGACUGUGGCUGUGAGUAAAUUAUCUACUCUGCAGGCAGAUAUUCCUAAAGAAGCAUUCGAUCCAUGGACAGUAAAGGAAGGGCUGACGAGAGGCGGUCCCUGGAAAUGUGCCAGCUUGUUGGGAUGGCAGUGCCAGGAAGGUCAGGAAGUGAACUGGCAGCGAGUGGUCUCUGCCCAUCAGGACGCCCCACUGGGAGUCAGUGCACAGCAGGCCCCUGAGUCUGGGAAGGGCUGCCCCAGGAGCUUCUCGCUUGUUCAGAGCCAGGGAUUGCAGCCAAGCAAAACAGCCUUUGAAUGUUAUGAGUGCGGGAAGGUCUUCUCUAAGAGCUCCACCCUUAACAAGCAUCAGAAAACCCACACUGAAAAACUCAGCCCAAGUCCGAAAACAUAUAUGAAAGAGAAACGGUAUGAAUGUCGAGAAUGUGGGAAAGCCUUUCACCAGAGCACACACCUCAUCCAUCACCAAAGAAUUCACACAGGGGAGAAACCGUAUGAAUGUAAGGAAUGUGGCAAGGCCUUCUCAGUGAGCUCCUCAUUGACGUAUCAUCAGAAAAUCCAUACUGGAGAAAAGCCUUUUGAAUGCAACUUGUGUGGGAAAGCCUUCAUCCGGAACAUACAUCUUUCCCACCACCACAGAAUACAUACUGGAGAGAAACCAUUCAAGUGUAACAUUUGUGAAAAAGCCUUCGUGUGCAGGGCACAUCUUACCAAACACCAGAAUAUUCAUAGUGGUGAGAAACCCUAUAAAUGUAAUGAAUGUGGGAAAGCUUUCAACCAGAGUACAAGUUUUCUCCAGCAUCAGAGAAUCCACACGGGAGAGAAACCCUUUGAAUGCAAUGAAUGUGGAAAGGCCUUCAGGGUGAACUCUUCCCUUACAGAACAUCAAAGGAUUCACACUGGUGAGAAACCUUAUAAAUGUAGUGAAUGUGGAAAAGCUUUCAGGGAUAAUUCAUCUUUUGCACGGCAUCGGAAAAUUCACACUGGAGAGAAACCCUACAGGUGUGGCUUGUGUGAGAAAGCCUUCAGGGACCAAUCAGCCCUGGCCCAGCACCAGAGAAUUCACACUGGGGAAAAACCUUAUACAUGUAACAUAUGUGAGAAGGCGUUCAGUGACCACUCUGCCCUCACCCAACAUAAGAGAAUCCACACAAGAGAAAAGCCUUACAAAUGUAAAGUCUGUGGGAAAGCCUUUAUCCGAAGCACACAUCUUACCCAGCAUCAGAGGAUUCACACGGGAGAGAAACCUUAUAAAUGUAAUAAAUGUGGGAAAGCUUUCAACCAGACGGCAAACCUCAUCCAACAUCAGAGACACCAUAUUGGGGAAAAGUGAUAUGACUGCAGUUUAUAUGGAGAAGCUGUGAUUGAGUUAAUUAGCACAUGAGAAAGAACCCAUUCUAAAGAAUACGAAUGGUACUCAUCAUAUUUACCGAGAGCCAAAAUUCACACCAAGGCAAGAAUGGCAAACACUCCUUAUUGGUUAGUACUGUCUGGUUGAACAACACUUUUUUAUUAGUCUCAAUUACCAAGAAGCAGAACUGAAAUGAAGCUUCAUUAACAAUAUAAAAAUUGGUUUCUAACAUCUAUAAGAGAAUUAUAAAAUUGUGAAAAUUAAAGUUGAGAAGCCAGGGAACACAGGAGUAAGAGAGCGGUCUAUGAGCAUUCUGUUCUUACAGCCCUUUCCCUGUAAGACAAUGCCAGCCUCCCACUGUUACAUUCUGCUAUUAUGACACACACUGUGAUGUCACCUCUGUUCUAGCCUCACGUAUGUACCUGACACCUAGGGUAAGGGAAGUACAAUCACGUGUGAGCCCAGAGAAUCUUUUAAAUUACUCUUGCCAGCUCUACUUCAAACUGUCUUUGGUCACAUGUGGCCUGUGUGUCCCUGGCUGCUGCUUCUCUUCUCCUCCUGGAAACAUGACUCACUGAGUCGGCUGCUCCUAACUCUUAAUGUUGUGUCCCUUGUUACCACUGCCCUCGGGAGUGUGAUCUGUCUUCAUACACGAUGUGAAUCAGAAUCUGCUGAUCAGGAUCAGAACCACAGAAUGAACCUGAGUCAGAAUGAGUUUUCCGCGUUCACAAUUUAGACUCUCCAUCUGGGGGUGGGGACAGUUUGAUCACAAUUCUCGAGUUGCCCAGAUCCUUUGGGCCUCAGCUUGAGUGUGAUAUUGGUAAGAUACCUGUGCAGCUGUGCUUUACAGCUGUUCCUCUCCUGCUGUUCUUCUGCACUGCAGUUACUCUGCACACAGCAGCCGGGCUUAUUCAGUGUGAUGUGUGUGUAAUGAUGCCAGCCUCCUAUUAUGGUUGGUAUUCCUGACCGACUUCGCUUUUGUGACUCACCAUUUCCUGGUGUGCAUUCAACAUGAGAGAUGAGACCUACGGACAUGUCUCAGAGCGCUGUGGCCGCUCUGCCUUGGCUGGACGAUCCCCUGUGCCCACCACAUUAGAGUAUAUUUGCUGUUCCCAGAAUGAUCAAAUGCAAUUUCCUGCCUCUGCCCAGCUUUUGUGUAGGUUUCUAAAGAUACUAAUGUACCCAGGAAAAAAAAAAGGUUUGAGUUUCUGCUCUUCAUUUGAAAGUAGCUGCUUCCUGCCCUUUUUCUUGGUCAUUCGGACAGUAGUGAGCAACAGUGAGUAAUUUCUCAGUCCAGAAGCGGCCCACAAGCACCAUCAGCUUCUCUAGGAGGGGCAAUGUCCAAAUCCAAAGUUGUGAGUGACACAGUAGUUAGUCCUACAAGUAUUGCACUUUGGCCCUCUCAGUGUUUCUCAGAAAUUGCAGGCACCCUAACACCUGUCCCCCUCCCCAGGAGUGGAGCCUGUCCUGCUGCACACUGAGCACAGUGAGGGCAGGGAGAACAGAUUGUCAUUCUGGGAAGCAGCAGGGCAGCUUCCUGCUCUGAGGAAUCGCUGUCGGUCAAGUUGUGUCAUCCUGAGCCCUCCGAGGGCUCCCUCGGCUCCCGGUUAAGGAAGAGGUCCCUGUGUGUCGUGUUGGACUCUAGGUUGAUAAAGAGACUCAGAAGCUUCCAGCUGCUUCUAAACCCAAGUUCUGGGGCUUCCCCUGAUCCAGGCCAGCAGUGUGUGGGCCAUCUUUUCUGUCAGGUGACCAGCAGCAACUCCUUUCUCCCUGAGCAUGGGAAGCAGUGGUCCAAGAGGUUGCUUGGCACCACCCUGCUUGUGCCCACGUAUUUAUCCGGGUUGUCACAGGCUGGCUGCUCCAGCCUGCAAGCAGACCUGGGGAACUGCUCACUGCCCACGCAGCGCCAUCCCUGCGACCCGCCAUCCGUUCUCACCCCCUCCCCUGCCUUUACUUUGAAUCUCUGAGAGAAAUUUCUCUCUAAGAUCUUCGCAGCUCCUGUUUGUUAAGCAGAAAAGCCCUGCCGCUUGAUGUUUGCCUGCUGUCCGGCCACGGCCUGAGCCAGGGUAGGAGCCUCGUCCACCUCAGCAACGGCGCCCAGAGCUGUCCCCUGGCGAUGGCGCUGGUGUCCCAGAGCGCCCCUCCCUCAGACGUGGGGCUUCACCAAGUGAGACCCGUGGGACACCUGGGAAGCAGAAACUUGCAUUUUUUAGAACCUGAGGUAAGAGGUUCUUAGCCCCAAUCUGUCCUGCCAGGUUACCUACCCGGUACUAGAUGGGAUUUCAGCAGCUACUGGGGACUUUUCCUUCCCUGCCCGCCGCCAAGCCAAUCCCAAGGCAUGCAGAGUGCUGGGAAGGGCAGGUCCUUCCUUCCUCGGUGUCUGGUCUUGCUGACCAGC
Messenger RNA from Fukomys damarensis (Damara mole-rat), 7096 nucleotides. It is a transcript of the gene Znf454, whose product is annotated as zinc finger protein 454. The record is from RefSeq and is a predicted model, not a curated record. The coding region runs from base 3094 to 4680 and encodes 528 amino acids. Lineage: Eukaryota; Metazoa; Chordata; Mammalia; Rodentia; Bathyergidae. The transcript is spliced from 5 exons. Gene Ontology annotation, molecular function: DNA-binding transcription factor activity; RNA polymerase II cis-regulatory region sequence-specific DNA binding. Gene Ontology annotation, biological process: regulation of transcription by RNA polymerase II.